AUGAGGUUUCAAUUGAAUGACCAAAUCGUGUUGAUCACUGGUGGGUCCCAAGGUUUAGGUAGGGAAUUCGCGCAUAAAUAUUAUCAUGAAGGUAAUAAUUCUAAGAUCAUUGUGGUGAGUAGAUCAGAAAAGAAAUUGAUAAAGGCUGUUGAUGCUAUCUCCGGUAAGACAGUAGGUACAAAUCUAUCUCCAGAGGAAACUGGCAAACUUAACAAGAAUGCUAAACUUUACUAUUAUCCAUGUGACUUAUCAGAUCAUGAAGCCGUAUCCACUAUGUUUGAUAGAUUAUGUGAACUAGAAAUGUUACCCACACAGGUAUAUUGCUGUGCUGGUGGAUCAAUUCCCAAAUUAUUUAAAGACCUAACGGGUGAAGAACUGGACAUGGGUAUUAAGAUGAAUUAUUCUACGACAUUGCACAUUGCGCAUAAAGUUGCUCAACUAGAAUUGAGUAAUUGUCACUUGAUUCUAUUUUCUAGUGUAACCGCAUUUUUUCCCUUUAUUGGAUACUCUCAAUAUGCUCCUCUAAAAGUCUCUUUGAAGGCUCUUGUGGGGAUUUUAAGACAGGAAAUGUUACAAAAUAGAAUAUCUUGCGUAUAUCCGGGGAAUUUCCAAAGUGAAGGUUUUGAAUUAGAAGAAUUGACUAAACCUGAUAUUACCAGAGAAAUUGAAGGAGCCUCCACUCCUAUUAGUAGCGAAGACUGUUGUAACAAGAUUAUUCGUUCCUUAGAAAGUGGAUAUGAUGAUAUAACAACAGAUUUGAUAGGGUGGUUUCUAAUGAGUUUGGAUAUGGGGUUGAAUAAACAUAAUAAUAAAUCAUUUUUAUGGAUUCUUCAACUGUUGAUUGGUACUAUUGUCAACUUACUUGUUGUUCCAAUAUACAUGCUUAUCUGUCAAUUUCAGAUAAAGAGAUGGUUCAAUGGGCAACAAAAGAAGAAAUGA
This is a messenger RNA of Naumovozyma castellii, 939 nucleotides long. RefSeq names its product 3-dehydrosphinganine reductase (gene TSC10). NCBI's taxonomy places the organism in Eukaryota, Fungi, Ascomycota, Saccharomycetes, Saccharomycetales, Saccharomycetaceae. The record is from RefSeq and is a predicted model, not a curated record. The transcript has a single exon. The coding region runs from base 1 to 939 and encodes 312 amino acids.